AUGUCAUCGAAGCAAGAACCAUCGGUAGAAGGAACUAUAAAGGACAAGCACUCUGAGACACAUGGAUUUGAGGUUGAUGUAAACCAAAUGAUGGAUACCAUGAUCAAGAGUGUGUACUCGUCGAAGGAGCUAUUUCUUAGGGAGUUGGUAUCUAACUCCAGUGAUGCCUGUGACAAGCUCAAGGCGCUGUAUUUCCAGCUGAAGGAGAAGGGAUGCGAGCUUGAUCCCGUUACAUCUUUAGGGAUUGAGAUUAUUCCAAACAAGGCCAACAGAAUGUUAACGAUCAAGGAUAACGGGAUUGGAAUGACGAAGGCCGACCUGAUGAACUUUAUUGGGACGAUUGCAAGCAGCGGAACGAAGAGAUUUAGAGAGGAGAUGAAGGAGAAGGGGAACUCUGCUGAUGCCUCCAAUCUGAUUGGACAGUUUGGUCUUGGGUUCUAUUCAUCUUAUCUUGUUGCUGAGAGGGUUGAUGUGAUAACAAAGCAUCCCGAGGACUCGGCGCUUGUCUGGACGUCUACUGGGAAGGACGAGUACACUAUAGAGGAGUAUGAGGGAGAGUCGUUUUCCCAUGGGACCUCCAUUGUGCUAUACAUCAAGGAGGGAGAAGAGGAGUUCCUUGAUCCAAAGAGGAUUAGUGAGAUAGUGAAGAAGUACUCUCUAUUUGUGUUCUAUCCUAUAUACACAUAUGUUGAGAAGGAAGUUGAGGACACUGAGCAAAAGAAGGAGGAGGAAGAAGAAAAGGCUGUGGAAGAGACAAAUGAGCCUAAGGUUGAAGAGGUGCAGGAGAAGAGGCUGAAGAAGGUCACGGAAAGAGAACAGAUCAAUGUUGAGAAGCCACUGUGGAAGAGAAAUAUAAAGGAUGUUCCUGAGGAGGAGCUGAAGAGCUUCUAUAAGACCAUUUCUGGGGACUGGGAUGAUUUCCUUGCAGUUGACUUCUGGCACAUUGAGGGGCUCCUGUCUAUCGAGCUUCUUAUGUUUAUUCCGAAGAGGGCAAGGUUUGACAUGUUCAAUAGGAAUAAGAAGAACAACAACAUCAAGCUGUACUGCAAGAAUGUGUUCGUGACGGAUGACUUUGGAGACGCCAUUCCCGAGUGGAUGUCAUUUGUCAGUGGUGUGGUGGCCUCUGACGACAUUCCUAUGAAUAUCAGCAGAGAGAUGAUUCAAGGGACAAAUGUGAUGAAGCUCGUCAAGAAGACUCUUCCACAGAAGAUCUUUGAGAUGAUAGGCAAGCUUGCACUGGAUGUCGAGAAGUACAAGACAUUCUACAAGGAGUUUGGAAACUGCCUGAAGAUGGCCAUUGGAGAGGCAAGCGAGGGGCAGCAGGACGGAUACUCGAAGUGCCUUCGAUACUUUACUACGAAGAGUGAGGAGGAGAUGAUAUCUUUGGACACAUAUGUGGAGAGGAUGGCACCAAACCAGAAGCAGAUAUAUGUGAUAACAGGGCUUGGGAAAGACCAAGUUAAGUCAAACCCUGCUCUAGAUGCAUUCCAGAAGUACGAGGUUAUAUACAUGUACGAUGUGAUGGACGAAGUGAUGCUCAGGGGGCUUAAGAAGUACAAAGGGCAUGCCAUACAAAGAAUAACAAGCGAGGGAGUUGAGCUUCCCGAGGAUGAGGAAAACAACGAGGAGGUUGUGAAGUCAUUUGAGGAGUUCUGCAAGAAGGUGAAGGACGUUCUUUCCAGCAAGGUGGAGAAGGUCACUGUGAACCCGAGGCUUGUGAGUGUCCCUGCGGUUAUAUCUACCACUAAGUAUUCUCUGUCUGGAACCAUGGAAAACAUAAUGAAGUCCCAGCCUGUCACUGAGGCAAACCCAUUUGCAGCAAUGACGGCAGUCAGCAAGAAGAUCUUCGAGCUAAAUCCAAACCACAGGCUUGUCAAGAACCUCAAGGCACUCUUCGAUAGCAACGAGAUCGAGAAGAUGAGUAAGAUCUUAGAGCUGUUUUUCGAGACGGUUCUUAUCCAUAACGGAUUUAUGCUGUCUAAUCCCAAGGAGUUCUGCGCCAAUGUCUUUGACUUCCUCUGUUCCGAGGAGACAAAGUGUGAGGAACUUGUUGAGGAGGUUGAAUAA
Messenger RNA from Encephalitozoon hellem ATCC 50504, 2067 nucleotides. Its product is annotated as heat shock protein 90. Gene Ontology annotation, molecular function: ATP hydrolysis activity; ATP-dependent protein folding chaperone; ATP binding. Bases 1 to 2067 code for a protein of 688 amino acids. The transcript has a single exon. NCBI's taxonomy places the organism in Eukaryota, Fungi, Microsporidia, Unikaryonidae. Gene Ontology annotation, biological process: protein folding. The record is from RefSeq and is a predicted model, not a curated record.